AUGGGUCUCCGUUCUCGGCCCUCGUCCCCUCAUCUGGGUUGUGUGUACGAUGCAUAUGGAUGUGUCCUACAUUUCCUCAUGUACACAUAUAGGAAGCAGGAGGAGGAGCGAGAGGAAUCCCCAGUGAGAGCCCCUCUUCCUCUGGACAUCGCCCACGCGUUAGAGGAGCUGAGGAUCGAGACGCCCCUCCCUCAGCCCAGCGCCGACGAGUCUGGGUCAUCUGAGGGCAGCGUCGACGCAGCUCCACCUGCGUGUCAGCCAGUGUCCGCGGAACAGUGGUCUGACGUUAGCAAAGCCCCACACGAGACCAGGUCACAGCCGCUCUCCGCACGCCGCUCGCCCGAGUUUGCCAGGGAGUUCGAGAUCCUACAGCAUCUCGGAGGCGCCGGUGGAGCGCCGCUUCCCCUGAGCCUUACUCAGAAGCCCUUGUCGUUCCUCAUGUCAUACAAGGGACCGCGAACUCUGGACGCGGCCUUAUGGGACAUGGCCUGGAAUGGCGAGGAGGUCUUGCAGACGUGUCACAACGUCUGCCUGCGGGUCUCGGAAAUCCACAAGAUGGGCUACGUCCACAACGACUUGAAGAUCAACAAUCUGAUCUUAGACGAGGACCUGGACGUGGCCGUCAUCGACCUGGGCAACGCCUCGGAGAUCGGGAAAACCUUCUGCUACGGCGGGAGUAGGUGCUUCUGGCUGGCUCCCGAGAUGUACACGCGGCACCCGGUCUGCGUCAAGUCCGACAUUUUCUCCGUCGGAAUUAUCAUGUCGGAAAUAUACGUUAAGACGAGAAUUGGCCAUGGGUUCCCGGAGCUCCUGGAGGAGAUUCGCAGCGAAGACCCGGAGAAACGGCCUUCUCUGGAAGCCAUAAUGGACAGAUUAAAACAGAUAAGGGAUGCUUGGUCUAAGCGAGGCCAGGCGAGUAACGAGUAG
Molecule: messenger RNA, 927 nt
Organism: Penaeus vannamei (Pacific white shrimp)
Lineage: Eukaryota; Metazoa; Arthropoda; Malacostraca; Decapoda; Penaeidae
Source: RefSeq, a predicted model, not a curated record